Molecule: messenger RNA, 1902 nt
Organism: Andrographis paniculata
Lineage: Eukaryota; Viridiplantae; Streptophyta; Magnoliopsida; Lamiales; Acanthaceae
Product: peptide chain release factor PrfB2, chloroplastic
Exons: 7
Coding region: 110-1573 (487 amino acids)
Biological process (GO): translational termination
Cellular component (GO): cytoplasm
Molecular function (GO): translation release factor activity, codon specific
Source: RefSeq, a predicted model, not a curated record
UCGCCUCGACGACGUCGUUUAGACUGUCCAUACCCCAAUUCUUCCCCCGGCUGCUUAAACCCUAACGACGACGAACGCGAGAGGCUGAUCGCACGAAUUACUCAAGGAAAUGUCCUCUUCACUACUGAAAAGAUUACACAAAAGUUGGAAUUGCAGUCGGUUUCUCGAAACUAAUGCGCUCACCCGUUUGUUGCAUUCGUGCAGUGAAUCGUAUUUCCGAAUUUUAUCUUCUCCGGUACAUAAUCAGUUCGUUUCAGGUUUAGGAAAUCCUGCUUUCCUGACCAGAAAGAAUAGCCCGUCGCAUUUCUGUGAGAAUACGAGUACCCUGCUUGGAUCCAAUUUUAGUCGAUGUUUGAGCUCACAGGCUGCUGCGGAGGCAUCGACGUCCGAUGGACUAACCGUGCAAGGAAUCAUUGUGAAUAAUUGGGUCAUUUAUGAUGAAAACGAGAGCGAUUGGAAGAGCCACGCCUCCGCCAUUGCUCAGUCCAUUUACCUCAUCAAAAAACGCCUAAGAUGGAAAAAAUUAAUGCCUAGACUCGAGACAUUAUCAGAACAGUUGAAUAAGCCUGAUCUGUGGGAUGAUACUGCACGUGCAGGAAAGAUAAGCCGCAUGCAUGGUUCAAUCAUGUCUAAAAUUAAAGAGGUCCAGGUUUUUGAGCAAGAAUUAUUUGAACAUAUCGACAUGAUCAAGCUUGCUCGUGAAGAAAAUGAUGCAGAAUUGGAAUUGGAGUCAAUGCAAGCUCUACUUGCACUCAGAAGACAGGUUAAAGAAAAAGAGCUUGAAGCUUUGUUGUCGGGGGAACACGACUCUUGUUCUUGUUUCAUAGAGGUUCAGGCAGGAGCAGGCGGCACUGAGAGCAUGGACUGGGCUGCAAUGGUAAUGCAGAUGUACAGAAAGUGGGCCGAAGCUCGAGGAUUUGGGGUCAGUGUUGUGGAUGAAAUGCAGGGUGAACUUGCAGGAAUCAAGCGCGCCACAAUCAAAGUUGAUGGGGAGUAUGCAUUUGGAUAUGCCAAAGCCGAAGUUGGUGCACACCGUUUAGUACGGAUAUCCCCAUUUGACAGCAACAAACGAAGGCAUACCUCAUUUGCUUCUGUAGCUGUAAUCCCAAUCCUGGGCGAAGGAUUUUCCCAUUUUCAAAUCAAUGAGUCCGAUUUACGGAUUGAACGAUUCCGAUCAGGAGGACCUGGAGGUCAGCAUGCCAACACAACUGAUAGUGCUGUGCGGAUUACUCACAUCCCUACCGGAAUCACUGCCACUAGUCAAAGUGAAAGAUCACAACAUCAAAAUCGAGUAUCGGCCAUGGCUGUGCUUCAGUCUCGUCUAGAUCAGCUUGAGAUGGAGCGUCAAGCUCAGAUAAAUGCAGAGCACACCGUGUCCCUCACGGACAUAAACUUUGGCAGCCAAAUACGCUCCUACGUGCUUCAUCCGUAUAGAAUGGUGAAGGAUCAUCGCACUAACUACGAGGUGUCGGAUCCUGAUUCUGUCCUGCAAGGUGAUCUUGAUGGCUUUAUCUUGAGCUUCCUCUCGGCCUCUCUCGACAAAGAUGAAGAUGAAAAUGACGGAGAUGCUUGAGCUACGCGCGGUACUUUCUUUCUUCUGUAUUCUAUACCUUAAGUGUACAUAGCAUAGACCAUACCAUGUUUGUGUUUGUUUUUGUUUUCGUAGUAUCCUGGAUUUUGGGGCAUUUUUUCGAAUCCAUUGGGGUUUGGUUGACUGUAGUAUGAUUUUGAUGAGUUCAUUUGAUCUUAUCUGAUCUGAUCUGAUCAGAUCAUUUGGACGUCCUCUGUUCUGUUUCUUAUUUUACAUGUAUGGGUAUAUGGGGUAUGUGUAAUAAAUAUGCAUACAUACAUAUACUAUAUAUAUAUAUAUAUACUAGUAUCGUAUUUUUGAGUUUCUUGUCA